AAAGGAGAGAGAGAGGGGAAAGAGUGGUCAAACGCUGCUGCUUAAUUCUAUAUCUCUAUCUCUUUUGAUCUAUAAAUUUGAUUAUAAUUAUUGAAGAGAAGUUUUUGAAGAGAGAGAGAGAGAGAGAGGAAGAAAGAGGGUAGUUUUCAUGGAGGCUCAACAAGCUUUGGCAACCAUUGAUGAUGACAGAGUUCAAUCAACUGGAGAAGGAGAUGAUAAACAAGCUUCUCCUAAUCCUAAACAACAUAUUCAUCUUAAGGUCCCUUCUAUGGGUGACUUGGAAAAGCCUUCCAUGGAAAAUCUUUCAGUCCCAUCAGCUUCUAAUUCAAUAACUUGGAAGGAAGAGGAUGAUGAGCAACGUCAUGAAGAAAGAAUGAAAAGGACGAAAGUUGAAAUGAGGGAAGUAAAGGAAGAAAACGAGAGGUUAAAGAAAUAUUUGGAUGAAAUAAUGAAAGAUUAUGAGACAUUGAAAAGGAAAUUCCAUGAGAUUAAGAAUAAUCAUGAUGAUCAAAUUAGAGAAGAAGGCAAAAAAUCAACACAAACAAGUGGAAGUACAAUAAAUAAUAAUAAUAAUGAUAAUGAUGACGAUCAUCAAGUUGAAGCUGAAGUUGAUGACAUGGUUUCACUCAGAUUAGGAUCAAGAUUCUCAACCCAUCAUCAAAACAAGAACACUUCUUCUUCUUCCUUAUCUCUAACUAAUAAGAUCUUAGAUCUCAAACAAGAUUAUGUUAUUCAAACCCCAUCAACUAUUGAUCACAGUAUUCAUAGUCCAACCCACAGCGAACCUAAAGAUCAGGAAGAAGCCGGACAGACGACUUGGCCGCCGAGUAAAAUGCCGAAGCCUGGCGGUUUGCCCUCACCUGCUACCGGAGAAGAUGAAGUUUCUCAACAGAAUCCUCCUAAGAAAGCUAGGGUUUGUGUUAGAGCUCGAUGUGAUACUCCAACGAUGAACGAUGGAUGUCAAUGGAGAAAAUAUGGACAAAAGAUAGCAAAAGGAAAUCCAUGCCCUAGAGCUUAUUAUCGAUGCACGGGUGCACCCACUUGUCCCGUUAGAAAACAAGUACAAAGGAGUGUUGAUGAUAUUUCCAUACUAAUAACAACCUAUGAAGGAACUCACAACCAUCCUCUACCUGUUUCAGCCAUGGCCAUGGCUUCCACCACCUCCGCUGCCGCUUCCAUGCUACUCUCGGGCCCUUCCUCCUCCACCUCCUCCCAACCUGGCCUAAACCAUUCAUUUACCGCUCCUGCGACUGCUGCGAAUCUUCAUGGAAUGAACAUGUAUCUCUCUAACAACACCAAUUCAAAGCAAUUCUAUUUGCCAAACUCUUCAAUGCUAUCUUCCUCUCUAAACCAUCCCACAAUCACUCUAGAUCUCACUUCAAAUCCUCCUUCAACUUCCUCCUCUUCUCCUUUCCAUAAAAUCCCUUUAAUUAAUAACAAUAAUUAUCCCCCAAAAUAUCCCUUCACAAAUCUUGACUUUGCCUCUUCACAGCCCAAUUUCAUGUCUUGGAAUAAUAACAAUAAUGCUUAUAGUAAUAUUACCAAAAACAAUGCAAUAAUAGGAAUGGGAUCGGAUUUUGCUAAACAACUUCCUCUUCAUACUAACAUCUACCAAGCUUGUCUUCAACAACUUUCUAAACCUUCAACGACUCCCCAGCCACCAGCUCUACCAGAUACGAUAGCAGCGGCAACUAAGGCAAUUACAUCAGACCCGAGUUUCCAAUCGGCAUUGGCGGCUGCGUUGAGUUCGAUUAUCGGAGGCGGGGAGACGGGUCCGAGUGUUUCUAGCUUAGUUGUUGGAGGAGGAGGAGGAGGAGGACAAGGAAGUAUGGGGUUUGAGGCAGCUAAGUCGUUAACAUGCUCUACUUCUAAGAGUACUCCUUCUUCAUCUCCUGGGGAUAGUAGAGAUAAUGGGAAGUGAAGAGUUUGUGUGGAUGAUGAAUUUUAUAUUUAGAACAACUUGAGAUUUUUGUAAAUAACCCAUCAAAAAAUUAAGGGUUCUUUGAUCUUUCGACCAUUAUUGAUCUUGUCAAGAAAUGUUCAUAUAUAGAACAAAUUUUGUCAUGUGAAUUGAUCAAUUGAUUUUCAUUCUUCUUAGGAAAAUUGGUAAGAA
Cucumis sativus (cucumber) is the source of this 2113-nucleotide messenger RNA. RefSeq names its product WRKY transcription factor 72A. Gene Ontology annotation, biological process: regulation of DNA-templated transcription. The record is from RefSeq and is a predicted model, not a curated record. The coding region runs from base 149 to 1921 and encodes 590 amino acids. Gene Ontology annotation, molecular function: DNA-binding transcription factor activity; sequence-specific DNA binding. The transcript is spliced from 5 exons. Lineage: Eukaryota; Viridiplantae; Streptophyta; Magnoliopsida; Cucurbitales; Cucurbitaceae.